Molecule: messenger RNA, 1332 nt
Organism: Telopea speciosissima
Lineage: Eukaryota; Viridiplantae; Streptophyta; Magnoliopsida; Proteales; Proteaceae
Product: peptidyl-prolyl cis-trans isomerase CYP40-like
Exons: 9
Coding region: 10-1095 (361 amino acids)
Biological process (GO): protein peptidyl-prolyl isomerization
Molecular function (GO): peptidyl-prolyl cis-trans isomerase activity; protein binding
Source: RefSeq, a predicted model, not a curated record
AGGGAAGAGAUGGUGAACCCACGGUGCUUCUUAGACAUUAGCAUUGGAGGGGAGCUUGAAGGGAGGAUUGUGGUCGAGUUAUACAGCGAUGUGGUACCUAAAACUGCCGAAAAUUUCAGGGCUCUCUGCACUGGAGAGAAGGGCAUUGGUCUCAACACUGGUGUUCCUCUACAUUACAAGGGCGUCCGUUUUCAUAGGAUUAUUAAAGGUUUUAUGAUACAAUGUGGAGAUACAUCUGCAGGGGAUGGCACUGGAGGAGAAUCUAUUUACGGUUUGAAGUUUGAAGAUGAAAAUUUUGAACUGAAGCAUGAGAGAAAGGGGAUGCUAUCAAUGGCCAAUGCUGGCCCAAACACCAAUGGAUCUCAGUUCUUUAUAACUACUACUCGUACUCCCCAUCUUGAUGGGAAACAUGUUAUAUUUGGAAAGGUUAUUAAAGGCAUGGGAGUGGUUCGUUCAGUUGAGCAUGUUACUACUCGUGAUGGUGAUAAUCCCACUGAUGAUGUUAUCAUUGCGGAUUGUGGGGAAAUUCCUGAAGGGGAAGAUGAUGGGAUUUCUAAUUUUUUUAAAGAUGGUGAUACUUAUCCCGAAUGGCCAGCUGACCUCGAUGAGAAGUCUAAUGAGGUUGCUUGGUGGAUAAAGGCUGUAGAUGCUGCCAAAAAUUUUGGAAAUGUGCACUACAAGAAGCAAGACUACAAGAUGGCUCUUAGGAAGUACCGGAAGGCUUUGCGCUACUUGGAUAUUUGCUGGGAGAAAGAAGACAUUGAUGAAGAGAAGAGUACAUAUUUGAGGAAAACAAAGUCACAGAUAUUCACAAAUAGUUCUGCUUGUAAGUUGAAAUUAGGAGAUUUAAAAGGAGCAUUGCUGGAUACAGACUUUGCAAUGCGUGAUGGGGAGAAUAAUGUGAAAGCUUUGUUUCGCCAAGGGCAGGCAUAUAUGGCACUUAAUGAUGUGGAUGGUGCAGUGGAGAGCUUCAAGAAGGCAUUAGACUUGGAGCCAAAUGAUGGUGGCAUAAAAAAGGAGCUUGCUGCUGCAAAAAAGAAGAUUGCUGACAGACGUGACCUGGAAAGGAAGGCCUAUUCCAAAAUGUUCCAAUAGAGUUCAUGGAGCUCUAUGGCUAUAGACAGGGUGAAGGAAAACCAGCAGAUCCCCUGAUCGCGUACAGAGAUAGACAGCGCAAGCACCAGCCAAUUUUUGUUUGAUAGGUUUACGAGUUUAAAAAUUCAGGACUUGAUUAUUGGCUGAACUGGAUUGCUAUAUGAUGAAAUCAUGUGCAAUCAUUCAACAAUCUUGACAUGUUUGACAUUAAAGUAACAAGCUUAAUUGGUCUCAAAA